Annulohypoxylon maeteangense is the source of this 1781-nucleotide messenger RNA. Its product is annotated as P-loop containing nucleoside triphosphate hydrolase protein. Gene Ontology annotation, molecular function: GTPase activity; GTP binding; GDP binding. Lineage: Eukaryota; Fungi; Ascomycota; Sordariomycetes; Xylariales; Hypoxylaceae. The transcript is spliced from 2 exons. Gene Ontology annotation, cellular component: plasma membrane. Bases 736 to 1614 code for a protein of 292 amino acids. The record is from RefSeq and is a predicted model, not a curated record. Gene Ontology annotation, biological process: signal transduction.
GCACUCGUAGCCGCAUUAGUAGCGUAACAGCCGAAUCUCAGCGCCAGAGAUUGGUCAGUUAAGGAAGCACCUACUGGGCAUGACAGGGGUUUGAACGCCCGGGGUACCUGGAAGGGUGGUGGCUUCCAUCCUCAUCCACCUAGCUGAAGGAAGGCACGACGAUCACCACCACCACGACUUUUCAGUUCCCUCAAUAUCUUCGGAUCGAACAUACCGAAACUUAAGCCAUCCAUCAUCCACCAACCUGGUUAUCGUCGAUAUCUUCAUCGUCUAGAUCUCCCCUCAAAAAGCCGUGUCACUUCGGACUUUGAUCUCAAUAUAUUACAUGAGAUACGUGUACCGAUCGAUAGGCGGGUAAUGUAUCAUGAAAUGCGCUUCGGAAACCAGCCUCGAUCAGAUUGGCCUGCUAUCGCCCGAUAAUAAGAAAUGAUGUUCGCGACGAGCCUCGUCAACCAUAUCGACCAUACCGACACAUGAUCAUGUCCUUUCCUAUGAGCAUAUUCACCCGAUCACUUGCGACUCUCCUGUUGUACAGAGGACAAUUCUGUAACAUUCAACAGGAUUUAACGGGCAUAUUGGGACGUUACAGGAUCUCCAUUUUCGUAAUUGUGCUAUGCUCUUCCGCCAUGCUGUAACUCCUCGAUGCCUCCUUGUCAUAUAACAUGAAAGAUUCCUGCUUUUUCCCCGACUACGAUGUAGUCCAGUAAGUUCUUGUCAGUGCCAUAUUUUCUUUCUAUGCUAUCCUUAACCCACGCAGCCACGAUGGACGACUUGAUGGUUUUGACUGAGGAGGAAGUUCGAUAUUUCCUCGCCUUACUUUCAUGGGAACCAAGUGAUGAGGACGACGAAGACAAAGAUGACGAUGACGAUGAAGAUAUUCAAGAGAUACCCCAUAUUCCGAAGCAGCCUGCAGGACAUUUCAUGUUCCUAGUUCUGGGAGCCAAAGGGUGUGGGAAAACAUCAAUACUAGAGAAGUUCUGCCACGACACAUUCGCUCAAGAAGAUGAAGAGAAUAAGUCUUUCGACUCCAACGAUCAGGAACGAGGGUAUCGUCACAGCAUGAAACUCGAGGACCAGACAUACAUAUUCAACGUCCUAGAGCUCCCCUCUCAAGACCUCUCUAACGAAGAGCGGCUCAAGGAAGCCGUGCAGAUCACAGAAGCCGCGGUUAUAGUCUACGACGUCCGAUCAAGGGCAUCGUUCGGUCUCGCUUCGGAAAUCCACAACCGCAUCAACGCCAUGGUCGACGAAGAGCGCAUGUAUGGCCUUGUCCUCCUAGGAAACAUAUCCGACCACGAAGACAAAGAAAGGGAGGUGUCCUGGGCAGAAGGUAACAAGCUGGCACAGAGUUUCGAGCUCCAAUGCACCUUUGUCGAAACGUCUGCGAAGAUGGGCGAAAAUAUCGAUAGGAUGUUCACACAACUGGGAAGGGAGGUACUGAAACUUAGAUGGCUUAACCGUCAACGAAGGGAGCAGGUCGGUCGAAUAUCGAUUGACACGCACCAAUGCUCUAUCGAGCUUUCUCCGUUGAAACGUGUAGCUAGAUGGAGGUCGUGGGCUCGACCGUGGUUCCAACGGAAGGCGGGAGAAAGGAAAACGUCUGCGCCGUAUUGAUUGUCAGAUAUUCAUUCAUUUCCCCAUGGGGAUGUCCACCGUUAAACCAAGGUUCUGACACCCUUCUCACGGGGGCAGGAUGAUAUAAUACGGAUAUACCUAUCAUUUAUAAUCCAAUUAUAUGUCUAGCCAAAGUAGCAACAAGAUCUGACAUUAUCUAUCUUAUG